UGUAAACAAAGAAAUCGACAACUCUCACCACGCCAUCGCCACGCCCUCGACAUCAACGCCCAACUUACCAGCACCUCACCAUCUCGACUCCAUCACACGGCAAUGCGCCACUAACCCCCUAACACACACCCUCAAAAUGCCGCGCCUCGUCCGCCGCAAGCCCCUCAGCGAGCGACUAAAGGCCUACCUCAACCCUCUCGACUUUUUGUUGUAUGUAUCGGAGGAGCUGGAGACGAGCGAAUUGGAUACGGCUGCUUUUGGGAGGGCGUUGGGGAUGGGGUUGAAUUUUGCGUUGCUGUUGGCGAGGGCGAAUAGUGGGAAGGGGAGGGGGAGGGAGGAUGAUGUUUUUGGGGAUGGGGGGGGGGGAGGGGGGUGGGUUGGGUGGCUUGCCCGCAGCCUCACAACCCUCCUAACCCUCCUCACCCUCACAAACGCAACCUACACCUUCCUCCGCAAACGGCACUACCGACUCUUCGAAACCCCCCUCUCCGCCGCCCCCACCACCCCCUCCGCCUCCCUCGUCCGCGUCUCCUCCCCCCCCUCCUCCUCUCCCAUGCGUCUCCUAUCGCACCUCCUCCCCUCCCCCGCCUCCUCCCGCGCCCACCCCGAUCCCACAAUCGACGUGUGGGAGAUCGCUGUCUGGGACCCGUUGCCGUUGGCACUAGAGGUUUACACGUUAUUCUCGCCCGGGCAUGCGGUGGUUUAUUGGAUGUUACUCCCCGUAGGGGGGGGGGAGAGGGCGAGUCUCACGGUCGUGACGGCGUUGGUGUUGCAGGGGUUGUUGAGUGUGCAGAUGGGGGUGCUGGUGAGGGGGUUUCAGCAGAAGGAGAGGGAUGGGAGGGUUAUUCAGAAGGAGGUGUUGAAUGAGUAUGAUACGAAAUUCGUGCAUCCUACACUUCACCCCGUGGUAAGGGAUGUCGGUACACAAAUCUCCACCUCUGUCUCUCCUCCGCCUCCCACCACCACCUCGACUUCCACGGGCACAGACGCAGCGCCAGAAUUCGACCCAGAUGCAUCGACGAUCUCGAUAACAGCAGAGGAGGUCACCACACACGCCCCAACAACCAUCCUCCGCCGCGGCUUCAAAAUAAACCCCAACCCCAACUACGCCGCGCACAUAAGCCCGCACGCACCCUCUGCGGUGCCGAAUCGGAAUUCUCUCCCCGACUCCAUCCCCCCCUUCGGGACACCACAGACGCCGAGGACGCCAGCAGCGCAGAUAGGGUAUCAAGUCGCACAACCUCCUUCUUCCUCGGCACAGCAGCUGCUGCAGCAGGGGGGGUUCGCGCAACCGCAGCAGUUCCAGCAACCGCAGUUCCAGCGCCGCGAAAGUACGCCGUUACGUACGCCUGGGGCGGGGGGGCAGAGACAACAACCGCAGUAUAGGGCUAGUAUGGGAGGACGAAUCGCUUCCGAAGGCCCCACGGGUUCGGGUGGAGAAGAUGAAAUUCUCCGCCGCGCCGUCGCAAGAGCCACUUCUAGCGGUCUCUCCCGCGUCCCCUCGAAUUCUGGGUCCGGUGAUGAGGCGGUUAGGAGUAGGAGCAGGGUGUCUGAGUCUGGUAUGAGAAGGGAGGAGGGGGGGAGAAGACAAGGAGGAGGCGAUGGAGGCAGUCUAGGGGUGUAUAGCCACGCCCACAGCCCGCUCAAGAAGGCGAGUAGUAUGUAUGAUAUCUCGCGCACGCGCGAAGGUGCACCGAGGAAUGGGGCGCAGGCGGCGGCGAGGGAGGUUGCUGAGGAGAGGGAACGGGUUAGGCGGAGGGGUGUUUAGGGGAGAGUGAUGGAAUGGGGGAGGGGAGUGUAGAUAUAUGUAUUUACCGUUAAUAGCAC
This is a messenger RNA of Pseudogymnoascus verrucosus, 1827 nucleotides long. RefSeq lists its product as uncharacterized. Bases 137 to 1768 code for a protein of 543 amino acids. The record is from RefSeq and is a predicted model, not a curated record. The transcript is spliced from 2 exons. Gene Ontology annotation, biological process: maintenance of rDNA; regulation of exit from mitosis. Lineage: Eukaryota; Fungi; Ascomycota; Leotiomycetes; Thelebolales; Thelebolaceae.